This is a messenger RNA of Choloepus didactylus (southern two-toed sloth), 279 nucleotides long. Its product is annotated as 60S ribosomal protein L37a-like. Bases 1 to 279 code for a protein of 92 amino acids. The record is from RefSeq and is a predicted model, not a curated record. Gene Ontology annotation, biological process: translation. The transcript has a single exon. Gene Ontology annotation, cellular component: ribosome. NCBI's taxonomy places the organism in Eukaryota, Metazoa, Chordata, Mammalia, Pilosa, Megalonychidae. Gene Ontology annotation, molecular function: structural constituent of ribosome.
AUGGCGAGACGCACCAAGCAGGUUGGAAUCAUCAGUAAAUACGAGACCCAUUAUGGCGCCUCCCUCAGGAAAAUGGUGAAGAAAAUUGAAAUCAGCCAGCACACCAAGUACAUUUGCUCCUUCUGUGGCAAAACCAAAAUGAAGAGAAGAGCUGUGCGGAUCUUGCACUGUUGUUCCUGCAUGGAAACAGUAGCUGGUGGUGCCUGGGCCUACAAUACCACCUCGGCAGUCACAGUAAAGUCUGCCAUCAGGAGACUGAAGGAAUUGAAAGACCAGUAG